AUGGAAUCCCAAUAUGGAGAGCAUGUUGCUUCUUCCAAUUUGCUCAAAGCUCAAAGUCACAUAUGGAAUCACAUUUUGAACUUCAUAAAUUCCAUGUCACUUAAAUGUGUUGUUGAUUUAGGCAUACCUGAUAUCAUACACAAUUAUGGUAAACCUAUGUCACUCUCAAAACUAAUUUCUUCACUGCCAAUUCAUCCUUCAAAAAGACCAUUUAUCUAUCGCUUAAUGCGAAUCAUGACCCAUUCAGGCUUUUUCUCUCAACAAAAUGUUACAGGGAAUGAGCUAGAAAUUGAAUAUAUGUUAACCGAUGCAUCAAUAUUACUACUUAAGGACAAUCCAAUGAGUGUGACACCAUUCGUUCAAGCAAUGCUCGAUCCAAUUUUAACAAAUCCGUGGCAACAGUUAUCUACAUGGUUUAAAAGUGAUGAUCCUACACCAUUUAAAACUGCACAUGGGAUGUUGGUAUGGGAUUAUGCGGCGCAUGAGCCCAACUUUAACAACUUAUUCAAUGAUGCAAUGGCGAGUGAUGCUCGAUUGGUCACUAGUGUGGUGAUUGAAAAAUGCAAGGGAGUGUUCAAUGGUUUGGAAUCAUUGGUUGAUGUUGGAGGAGGCACAGGGACCAUGGCAAAGGCACUUGCUAAAUCAUUCCCAAAAAUGGAGUGCAUUGUAUUUGAUCUACCACAUGUUGUUGAUGGCUUUCAAGGAAGUGAGAAUCUAAAAUAUGUUGGUGGAGACAUGUUUAAAGAAAUUCCUCCAGCAGAUGCCAUUUUGUUGAAGUGGAUAUUGCAUGACUGGAAUGACGAGGAAUGCAUGAAAAUAUUGAAGAAAUGCAAGGAAUCACUCAAACAGAAAGGCAAAGAAGGAAAGGUGAUUAUCAUAGAUAUGGUGUUGGAGAUUGACCAGAAGGGAGAUAUUACUAAAUCAACUGAAACACAACUCUUCUUUGAUAUGAUGAUGAUGGUCUUAGUCACCGGAAAAGAGAGAAACGAAAAAGAAUGGAGUAAUUUGAUUUACUCGGCAGGUUUUGGUGGAUAUAAGAUAACUCCAAUUUUAGGUUUAAGGUCUAUGAUUGAGAUCUAUCCCUAAUAAAUGAGUUUAAGUCUUUUAAGAGAGAUGCACUAAAGGUGUAAAAGUGUAAAGUAGCUUUACACCAUCAAUCAAUAAAAACCAAUCAUAUUGUCAUGUAAACUUAUAUUAUACUAAUCAUUUUUACAUUAUCGUCAAAUAUUCAAUUGUUAGAGGG
This is a messenger RNA of Trifolium pratense (red clover), 1243 nucleotides long. RefSeq names its product probable O-methyltransferase 3. Gene Ontology annotation, biological process: methylation. Bases 1 to 1086 code for a protein of 361 amino acids. The transcript is spliced from 2 exons. Gene Ontology annotation, molecular function: S-adenosylmethionine-dependent methyltransferase activity; protein dimerization activity; O-methyltransferase activity. Lineage: Eukaryota; Viridiplantae; Streptophyta; Magnoliopsida; Fabales; Fabaceae. The record is from RefSeq and is a predicted model, not a curated record.